This is a messenger RNA of Didymella exigua CBS 183.55, 1947 nucleotides long. Its product is annotated as P-loop containing nucleoside triphosphate hydrolase protein. Gene Ontology annotation, biological process: poly(A)+ mRNA export from nucleus. Bases 213 to 1718 code for a protein of 501 amino acids. Gene Ontology annotation, cellular component: nucleus; cytoplasmic stress granule. The transcript is spliced from 4 exons. Lineage: Eukaryota; Fungi; Ascomycota; Dothideomycetes; Pleosporales; Didymellaceae. Gene Ontology annotation, molecular function: ATP binding; RNA binding; RNA helicase activity. The record is from RefSeq and is a predicted model, not a curated record.
CCGCGAUGAGCGCACCAAACAGCUUUUGUUCGCAUCCUUUGACCUGCGCAAACAACGAAACACAGACUCGACCCCAUUGACUGCCUCCACCAAAAUCUUUGAGGUGGUCAUCGGAGCUCUUGCUUCACCACAACCUCGCCAAGCUAUAAUUGGACCCCGUCAACACGCUUAAAGGCGCCCCGCCCGCCAUCGCCCAUACACCGCGUCACCCCAUGCCCUCACAAACAGACGCGCCCGUCACCAUGUCUUCCGCCGAAGAGCCCAUCGCCACACCUCCAGCGCAGGAGACCCCUGCCGAGGCUCCCGCCGAGAUCCCCGCUGGGAAUACCAAUGAAGCCCCGGCAGAAGAGAGCUCGGUCGCGCAGGCCCAAGUCGAUGGCAGUGAACUUCCAGGAAACGGCUCUAACAUGGUCGAGACUGAGUUCAACGUCGAGGUGAAGCUUGCGGAUAUGCAGGCGGACCCAGACAAUCCCCUAUUCUCUGCAAAGACAUUCGAGGAGCUCAAGCUCUCCAAGGACCUUCUUCAGGGUAUCCAAUCUAUGAACUUCCGCAAGCCAUCGAAGAUCCAGGAGAAGGCCCUGCCUCUGCUUCUUAUGGACCCUCCCACGAAUAUGAUCGCGCAGUCGCAGUCUGGCACUGGCAAGACCGCCGCUUUCUCUCUGAACUGCCUGUCGCGCGUCGAUCUCUCAAAGCUGAGACCGCAAGCGCUGGUACUCGCACCCAGCCGGGAGCUCGCGCGCCAGAUCCUGGGCGUGAUCACACACAUGGGACAGUUCAUGGACGGCCUUAAGACCAUGGCUGCCAUUCCUGAUCCCUCCAGACGUGGCCAGAAGUUUGAGGCGCAUAUUCUUGUUGGUACACCAGGAACUGUCACAGACAUGCUGAGGAGGCGCCUUAUCGACCACAGUGGCAUCAAGAUUCUGGUGCUCGAUGAAGCCGACAACAUGCUUGACCAGCAAGGUCUGGGCGAGCAGUGUACGCGUGUCAAGACGAUGCUACCAAAGGACUGCCAGACGGUACUGUUUUCUGCCACAUUCCCUCCCAACGUCAUCGCCUACGCCAACCGCUUUGCACCGAACGCCAACGUGCUCACCCUCGCUCACGAAGAUUUGACCAUCGAGGGCAUCAAGCAGCUCUACAUUGAUAUCGACAAGGACAACGACAAGUUUGCGACGCUGUUGAAGUUCUACGGUCUCAUGACACAAGCGUCUUCGAUUAUUUUCGUGCGCACUCGCCGAACUGCGGAGGAGCUUGAGCGUCGCAUGACAGCCGAGGGACACAAGGUUGCGCAACUCAGCGGCGCUAUGGAAGGCCCAGAUCGUGACAUAGUCAUCGAUAAGUUCAGGUCUGGCGAGGCCAAGGUGCUGAUCACGACGAACGUGCUUGCACGUGGGAUAGAUGUGCAGUCCGUGACUAUGGUCAUCAACUACGAUGUUCCCACCAUGGCCAACGGCCUUGACGCGGACCCCGAGACGUACCUGCACCGUAUCGGUCGAACCGGACGUUUCGGACGUGUUGGUGUUGCUCUCACAUUCGUGCAUGACAAGAACAGCUGGAACCAGCUGAACGACAUUGCGACAUACUUCAAGACCGACCUCGUUCCGAUCGAUACAAGCGACUGGGAUGCCGUGGAAGAACUCAUCCAGAAGGUCAUCAAGAGCUCUCGUGCUGGCAAGACCACCCAGGAGAUGAACGACAUCGUUGCCGGCGACGCCUAGUGGACGCGAAAGAGACGAGCCUGAAUAUCACUUGGAUGAAAUAUGAGGUGGAUAUGUACGAGCAUGUGAAGAUGAUGAUACGCAGUGGCGUCGAUUUACGAUGUGCACAAUGGUGGAGAUAGACGCUGUCCUUAUAGCGAGCAUACGCAUGGUGGACGAUAAACGUCCGGAAUUAGACACAACGCAUGCAACUUUCGAGAUACCCCAUAUCUGUUCCAAACAUGCCCCU